This is a messenger RNA of Rubroshorea leprosula, 3505 nucleotides long. Lineage: Eukaryota; Viridiplantae; Streptophyta; Magnoliopsida; Malvales; Dipterocarpaceae. The record is from the annotation of a GenBank genome assembly.
CUUACGGAGUAAUAAUUGUUUUCCCUCCGAAGCUGAAUCCUCUUCACCGGCAAAUCCGCCGUUGUCUCCGUCGCACAUCCGAAGAGCAGAUGAUCUGCAUUGUCUUUCGCGCACUUUUAAGAUCUCUUCACUUUCUCCUUUUAUUAUGGUGGGUUUACCGGAAUGUUUCUCCGAUUCGAAUGGGCGACUCUACUCCGACAAUGACCAGCGAGUUCACUUCGUCUCCGUCGGGUCUCCUCUUCGGGAGGUGGAAGGAUGCCCAAGAUUGGACAUCAAGUGAAUGAGGGAUUUUGUAUACUGCAAUGCAAGGGACGUCCUAUGCCAGUCCAAUGAAGUUAAUCAACAAUAUCUUCAACUCGGAUCUUGCUUUCAAUCUGAGGAGGGAUGAGGAUUCUUUGCAGAAUGGGCAAAAUGGUGAAGUGAGUGUCUCUGCUCGGGAUUAUGCAUUGAUCACUGGACAAAUGUGGUUGUAGGCGCUUAAAUGGUAUACUGAUGCUAAAGUUGCACCAAAGAGUGGAAAAAGCUUUUCAGCUGCUGAGGAUGACAUGGCAGGUGUCUACCCCUUUUAGCUUAGGUUCUCUGUUGUAAGGGAAAUGAAUUCACUGGCAGUAAUAAUUAUCAAAAAGGUUGGUAAAUACAGAAUCCCUCCUAUUUUGCUCUUUCCAGUUAGGGACUAAGUUGGCUAUGGGUUUUUUUUUCCUCUAAUGUCCAACUAGCCAAUGUAAGCAUCUGCCAGCUUUCCUGUUUCAUCUGUUUUAUUCUCAUGGUGCAUGCCUAACUGGUUCUGCGGCUGAUUGCUUAUGUUUCUACAUCUUUUUAUCAUUACCCAUCUGGCCUCUUUAGUUUCUCUUUCAUUUCAUUUAUCCACAAAAUGGUGUCAUAUUCUUUUUUAGGAUAAUGCAAUUAAGCUCUCCAGAAGAGCUUGCAAAAUCUUCAGUGUGGAAUCUGAGCAGUUGCACAUCUGGGACUUUUCUGGGCAGACAACCUUAUCUUUUAUGCAUGACAGAAAUAAUUUACUAGAAGAUUGUCGGCAUCAAUCGGGUCAGGAGGUGCUUCAGCUUUGAUGAAUGGUGGUUCUGGCAGUGCAAACUCCAAUCUAUACCAAAUUAAUUCUUUAGUGACCCGUGUAAGAUCAGGAGAAGCAGGUUCCUUGGGAUUAAUAGGAUUACAAAAUCUCGGAAAUACAUGUUUCGUGAACAGUUCCAUUCAAUGCUUGGCACAGACACCAAAGAUCAUUGACUAUCUUCUUGGAGAUUAUGGUAGAGAAACAAAUCAUGGAAACCCAUUGGGCAUGGAUUUACGUUACAUUUACUCCAAUUCUAAUUAUUAAAUUUUCUCAGUAAGCAUAUGUUUUGGGAAGUUCUGCAUUUCUUCCAAGUUGAAUGCCAUCCAUUUGAUUUGUAACUGGGGCUUCUUUUCCAAGGUGAAAUUGCUACAGCCUUUGGAGAUUUAUUAAGGAAGCUAUGGGCCCUAGAGCAACCCUUGUGGCACCAAGAACAUUUAAGUCAAAGCUUACUUGUUUUGCUCCUCAAUUUAGCGGUUUUAAUCAGCAUGAUUCUCAAGUUAGUGAAAGUUUUCCCGUUCUCAAAAUUGUUUUUGGACCUUUUUAUUUCUUCAGAUGGACUUCACAAGGAUCUCAAUCGUGUGAAAAGCAAACCCUACAUAGAAGUCUAGGAUGGAGAGGGUUGACCAGAUGACGAAGUAGCUGAUGAAUAUUGGCAAAAUCAUUUGGUUCACAAUGACUCUAUCAUUGUUGACGUGUGUCAAGGCCAAUUUAAAUCAACAUUAUUUUGCCCUGUGUGCAAAAACAUAUCUUUUACGUUUGAUCCUUUCAUCUACCUGUCACUACCUUUACCAUCAACAACAAUGAGGACAAUGACCCUAACAGUCAGCGGUACUGUCGGAACUGCUCAACCUAUUCCAUAGACCAUCACUGUUCCCAAGUCUGGAAAAUUUGAAGAUCUUAUCCGGGCUCUCAGUGUUGCAUGCUUUUUAGGGGUUGAUGAGACCCUUUUGGUGGCUGAGAAAUACAACAACCGACUUAUACAUUAUCUUGAAGAGCCUGCUGAUUCUUUAUCCUUAAUCAGAGCUGAUGGCCAACUGGUUGCAUAUCGAUUAAUUAAAGACAUUGAAAAUAUUCCUUUGGUUUUGUAUUUAUGCAUCAGCAAAUAGAAGAGUUCUGUCCAAGCUGCAAAAAGCAUUGUCAAGCCAUUAAAAAGUUAGAUCUCAGGAGACUACCAGAGAUUCUGGUUACCCAUUUAAAGAGACUCUCAUAUAGCCGGUUCCUGAAGAACAAGUUAGAAACAUACAUUGACUUCCCUGUUGAUAAUCUUGAUUUGUCAAGUUACAUUCCGCACAAGAACAGCCAGUUAUCAAACUGUUACAUGCUUUAUCCUGCUAGUAAUCACUAUGGAAGUAUGGGAGGUGGCCAUUAGACUGCAUUUGUUCAUGGGGAUGAUCAGUGGUACAACUUCAAUGACAGUCAUGUUUAUCCCAUCAACCAGGAGAAGAUAAAGACAUCAGCUGCUUAUCUUCUCUUCUACAGAAGAGUUGUAGAAUAAAAUAUGGAGGUUGUCAUUUAUUGACAACAAUCGGAAGCCAGGUAUAUUAGGUGAAUACAUCAACAUUUUUGCCAGCUUAAACAAUUCAAUCUCAAAGAGUAGCAUUCUUUAUUAUUGGGCAUUAUUUAGUCUGAGUUGAUAUAUAGUAUCAAGUACCAUGUAUUACAGUGGGAAGGAAAUUAUAACCUUAAUUAGGUUCAACAAUGACUGUAACGUAGUAUUAACAGGAGAGGAGGGAUUUGUCAUCUGCAAGACAUGCUGUUGAUUGACCAUCAGCCAAGGAAAACGUCUCACCAUUUUUAUACUGAGGGGAAAUUGAAUUUUGUAAGUUAACUGAAUUCAAAGGUGUAAUUUUAGUUUCUUGUACAACUGGUAAAAGCAGAUACUGAAUUAAAUUCAUGGCCAAUCCAUGAAUUGUCAAUUGCAACAUGACAUUAUCAAAUGUCUUUUAUUGAAUUAUUUCUUGUCUCUAUCACUCCUGGCAUUUCCCUUUCCAGCUUGUAGUAUUCUUCGACAGGAAAAUCGCGACAGUGGAAAGAGAUAAGUUUUACUCCCAUGCCUUAUGUUAUAAGUUACCAUAGCUGAUAUUUGAUUCAUGAAUAAAUGCAUCGCUUUCUCUGAGUGCAAUAGCCGAUGUAGAUGUUCUAAGCUGUGUAGCUUCAUGUGCUGGAAAGAUGCAUUAGUGCAUUACAUUAUGUCUCUGUUUUUUACUGUUAGAUCUCUGAUUGCAACUGGAUGAAGCUGUGUAGAAAUUGACAUAUGUAGUUUUGUUGUCCAUACGGAGGAUAAGAUAGAAGAAAUGUUAUGGCCUAUGGGUGGAUGGGACCACCUGUAUUUUCUCUUUCCCAUCUGUGCUAAGAUGUGACUUGACCCUGUUGAUAAUUGGAGUACCAUAGUACCGAGUCCCUCUUCCCUCGGUCAAGGGCGGUCAGGACCACCAUUUC